AUGAGAGGUUCAGGUGGUUCUUCUGCCGGCCGAGGCCGGGGUAGGGAUACAGGUCAGGGACGCGGACGUGGACGCGGCGACCCAGAGCAGGAUCCCCCUGAGGACUCGGAUCCAGGGGCUGAGCAGCAGGUGCUAGCUGCUAGACCUGCACCGCGGAGAGCGGCGAGACAGCCGCAACCACAGGGCCAGCCGCCAGCGAGGGACGAGACUGGGAGGGUUAGAGUUACACCAGAUGCUGCAAGAGAAAGAUUACUGGAUAGCAGGAACGACAGCGGGACAGCAUCUAGGGCGAUCUUGCCCAUUUUCCGAUCUAGAUGGUUUCUUGAGGGUUCUUCGUGGAAGAAUAUUACAGCAGAGCAUAAGGGCUUCUACUUCGAGGAGUUCAAGAAGGGUUUUUGCUGGGACUCGACCUACCCUGAGGAUCUGAUUAGAGGGGUCUUCUACCGACAUGCGGGCAAUCGGUAUAAAGAUACUCUCCACAACAUGAAGCCGGAUAAAAAAGAGGGCAGUGUUAGUGCUGAUACUUGGGCGUCAUGGAAGCGAGACUGGGAUACUGCUGAGGCUAAGAAGAAGUCCGAUAUAGCACGAGCUAAUCGGAUGAGUGAGCCGUCUGGAGCUGGCACCGGACCUGUUCGACAUACCGCAGGAUCGCGAUCGGCUACGAGACAUAAGACAGUUAUGGUAUGUUUUUAA
Messenger RNA from Mercurialis annua (annual mercury), 693 nucleotides. RefSeq lists its product as uncharacterized. The transcript has 3 exons. The record is from RefSeq and is a predicted model, not a curated record. Lineage: Eukaryota; Viridiplantae; Streptophyta; Magnoliopsida; Malpighiales; Euphorbiaceae. Bases 1 to 693 code for a protein of 230 amino acids.